Rhipicephalus sanguineus (brown dog tick) is the source of this 969-nucleotide messenger RNA. RefSeq lists its product as uncharacterized. NCBI's taxonomy places the organism in Eukaryota, Metazoa, Arthropoda, Arachnida, Ixodida, Ixodidae. The coding region runs from base 96 to 482 and encodes 128 amino acids. The transcript has 2 exons. The record is from RefSeq and is a predicted model, not a curated record.
GAAGCAAGAAGAAAGCUGUUACGGGUGGUCUUUCCAGCAGAAGACCUCAUGAGGAAAAAAAUCGGCGGCUGCAGAGCUUACCGCGACUUCGAGCCAUGCAGCCGCCUAUUCGGAAGCCCUUCUCGCCCGAGCAGCGAACGCGGCCAGGACCGCGUCGUCAAUCGGCCGCCGGCAUUUGGAGCCGUCCUUUCGAUGCUGUCGGGCCGCGCGCACGCGAGCCACAGAAGAGCCGCCGGUGGCCGCCUCCUCGCAGAGACUCACGGCAGAGCGGGACCGAAGCCUCUUCCUGCUCGCUGCUGCCGCCUGUGUUUCCCGGGGUUCGCGCACCGGCAUCGACGGGGACGUCGAAGGGGCCAACCGGUUCCUUCCAAUGGCUGGAACCGUUGCUGAAAGCGACCGAGGAAACGGCAGAGUCGGCAUUGUUCCAGAAUGCGUUGUCGUCACUGCGUGACACGCUCCUGUAUGCCUUGUUGACGAACUGAAUCGUAUCUGAUGUUGACGCAGUCGAUGAAUGUAGUACAGCAUCAAUUCUGAAAAAUCGAAGGCCGCUGAGAUAUCCGCACAAGUGUGAAUAAUACAGCGAGUUAUGUAUCUUAAUGAAGGUAGACUAUAAAUACACGUUGGGACGAGUAUCGCAAGUCCGACAUAUUGGAGGCGGACAGGCAAGCUACAGAGUUAGCAGAAACGAAAUAAACAACAUUUGACUAAUUGAGCUAUUAAUUAUUAACUUAAGAGCACAUGUCCCAGCUGUGGAAUUCAUGUGAGCAGUGAUGAAAUUUUAGCCACCUAGAGCAAAUUAUGUGCUUAUCACGAGUUUCGAGAAACCGCCCUUCCUCACAUUUUGUCGCAAGAUGAACUGAUGUACCAGUCAACACUUCUCAGCAGUUCACACAGCGAUGAUAAGUGGUAGCAGAAGUUCAGUAGUAAGGAAAGCCGAGCUGGUUGGUAUGAGCGCAUUGUGGAAUAGCG